UCUGGAAUAGGAAAUCUCUGAGCUGAUGAAGGGGAGCUCUGAGGUGAAGCAGCUCUCCCAGUCUGAAGACCACCUCCACCUCCUCCAAAGCUUCUCCUCCCUGAAAGCUGCUCCACCCACCAAGAACUGGACAGAGGUCAGAGUCCGUCCACCAUCACAUGAGGGGACUGUGGUGAGAGCUGUGGCUCAGCUGGAGGAGAAGAUCACGGAAAAGAUGAAGAUAUUGAUAGAGGCUGAGGUGGAGAGGUUCCAGCAGUCUGCAGUGGAUGUGACUCUGGAUCCUGAUACAGCUCAUCCUGACCUCAUCCUGUCUAGGGAUGGAAAACAGGUGAAACAUGGAGAUGUUAGGAAGAAACUACCAGACAAUCCAGAGAGAUUUUCUUGGUGUCCAUAUGUUUUAGGACAUCAGAGUUUCUCUUCAGGCAGAUUUUACUUUGAGGUUCAGGUUAAAGGAAAGACUGAGUGGGAUUUAGGAGUGGUCAGAGAGUCCAUCAACAGGAAGGGAGAGAUCACACUGAGUCCUGAGGAUGGUUACUGGACUGUUGUGUUGAGGAAUAGCCAUGAGUACAUAGCUUGUGCUGAUACUGCAGUCCCUCUCAAUCUCCAUCCUGGUCCUGAGAAGGUGGGGGUGUUUGUGGAUUAUGAGGAGGGUCUGGUCUCCUUCUAUGAUGUAGAUGCUGCAGUUCUGAUCUACUCCUUUACUGGCUGCUGCUUCACUGAGAAACUCUACCCAUUCUUUGGUCCCAGUCUUAAUGAUGAAGGUAAAAACUCUGCUCCUCUGAUCAUCUGUCCUGUUAAUCAGGCUGAAAGCUCCUCUGAUGAAGAAUGAAUCUGUAGAUGAACAACAAAG
Molecule: messenger RNA, 850 nt
Organism: Cyprinodon variegatus (sheepshead minnow)
Lineage: Eukaryota; Metazoa; Chordata; Actinopteri; Cyprinodontiformes; Cyprinodontidae
Product: E3 ubiquitin-protein ligase TRIM21-like
Exons: 1
Coding region: 26-829 (267 amino acids)
Molecular function (GO): protein binding
Source: RefSeq, a predicted model, not a curated record